GCGGCGCCCGCCCGCCGCCCGCCGCCCGCCGCCCGGUCCACAGCGGCCGUCCUUCCCCGCGAUGCCUUAGGGCCACCGAGCUGCACCACAGGACCCGGCCUUGGCGGCCUGCGCCUCUCAAGGCACCACCGCGGCGCAGGCAGCUGGCAUUGACGGGGCAGGAAGCCGCUCCGCGGGCUCCCCGGCCUCCGCAGCAGCCCACCCGCCAUGGAAGCCCCCGAGGUCCCUGUGGGCUCGCUGAUCGACUUUGGGCCGGAGCUGCCCACCUCCCCUUCUCUGCAGGCAGCCCCCCCUGCCGCGCAGGACAGGGACAGCUCCCUGGGAGACGAUGCGUCCGAGAGCGAGGCCACGGAGUCCGCAGACAGUGAGAACGACAUGGGCGAGUCACCCUCGCACCCAUCCUGGGGCCAGGACCGCCGCUCCUCCUCCAACGAGUCCUUCUCCUCCACCCAGAGCGCCGAGUCCGCCCCCGACGCAGAGAGCCUGGCACUCCGGGAGUUCAUGCGCGGCUACGUGGAGAAGGUCUUCUCUGGAGGGGAGGAUUUGGACCAGGAAGAGAAGGCCAGGUUUGGGGAGUACUGCAGCAGUGAGGACGGGAAAGGCCGCGAGUGGUUUGCGCGCUAUGUCAGCGCCCAGCGCUGCAAGUCCAAGUGCGUGUCCGAGCCCACCUUCUACCGCCUGGUGCAGUCCUUCGCGGUGGUGCUGUUCGAGUGCCAUCAGAUGGAUGACUUCGGCCCCGCCAAGAAUCUCAUGACCAUGUGCUUCACCUACUACCACAUCGGCAAGCCGCACCUGCUCCCCUCCGAGCCCAGGGAGAGAGCUGCUGGCAGCAUCGACUCCUACCUGAAGUCGGCCAACAGCUGGCUGGCGGAGAAGAAGGACAUUGCCGAGAGGCUGCUGAAGAACACAGAGAACAUGAAGGGCUUCUUCGGGGGGCUGGAGACCAAGCUCAAGGGACCUUUGGCCAAGAAGAAUGAAGAAGAUGAGAACAAACCCAAGGACAGGCAGCCCAAGGCUGAGACCGUGUCCAGCCCCGAGGCUGAGCAGAAGGGGGAGAAGAUCUACCUGUACACACACCUGAAGCAGCAGCCCAUCUGGCACACGCUGAGGUUCUGGAACGCGGCCUUCUUUGACGCUGUCCAUUGUGAGAGGAGGAAGCGAUCUCCCACCACCAGGGAAAAGUGGUGCCACAUGACCCCGGAGGAGCGGGACGACAGCCUGCGGUUCAAUGAGAACAUCGCCUUCGGGCAGCUGGGCACCUUCACCCACAACAUGCUGGCCUUCGGCCUGAACAAGAAGCUGUGCAGCGACUUCCUGAAGAAGCAGGCGGUGAUCGGCAACCUGGAUGAGGAACAAUACAAGCUGCUUAGCGACCACAUCGAGCAGAUGGCCGCUGAGUAGGAGGCUGCGGGCCUCCACCAUAACCCGCAUGACAGCAGCGGCACCCGGGCACCCGGAGCUGCCUCCACGUAGCGGUUAGAAGACCCCCGCUGCCCGCCCCAUCUGCCCCCGCCCCUGUACAUGGCGUCUCGGGACCUUCUGCCCCCAGUGAGCCAGGCUUGCCAGACGAGACCGAGGGAGGAAGAGGAGGAGAAGGAGGAAGAGGAGGAGGAGGAGGAGGCGGCGGCGGCAGCCCUGCAGGCUGUGGCCAGGGCCUGGCGGGCACAGGGUUGCGGUGCAGCUGUGUCUAAGCAGGUGGCUCGUGGCUGCUCGUGGCCGUUUGUGGCUCCCGCUUGGCCCCACCUCCCACCGUGAUGGGACCCUGGAGCGCAAGGAGCUCAGGGAGGGGACAUGCACUCUGUGAGAGAGACAGGGCCGCGCGGGCCUCCCUGCCCCGGACGGGCCUCCCUGCCCCGGACGGGCCUCCCGGCCCUGGAGGCCGCCGUGGCGGUGUGUGACACCUGCCAGACACUCCGGCCUCGCCUGGCAUCUCCGUAGACCCUCAGACUGUCUGCCCAGCCCAGCCUCCUUCAGAAGUGGAGGAAGUUCCACGCAUCACAGGCGGAGGGCUAGGCAUCCGUCCGCACAGCUGCGAUGGGAAGGCCCCAGCAGCGGCCCACGCGGCCCUUCCUGCAGCCUCGCGGGCUCUGGCUGCCCCGGGGGCUGAGCCAGGGGCUUGGCUGACCUCUGAGCAGACUGGUCUUGAUUGACUGAGCUCUGAGCGCGGUGACCACCACGGAGGCACAUCCACCCUCCACAGCCCCGGGCUCUGUAGUCUCCCUCCCGUCCCCCUCUCCCCCAGUCAGAAGUGGCCUCAUCUAGCCUGCGGGACAAAGGCGUGGCCCGAGGCCCCCCCCCCCUGCGCUACCUCUUUUCUGCUCCUUCUCUCCGCUGACCUUGAAUGCCUCCUUUUGCCCUUCAUGGCCCCUCCUCCCUCUAUUCAGUCAUGAACUGUCUGUGAGAACCGCAAACCCACGUCUGUGCCCGAGGCUUCCCCGAGGGCCGUACCUCCCAGAACGUUCUAGAGCGGAGCAAGGCUGGGCCGUGGAAUGUGUGUCCUCCAGGAGGCUGGGCUUUGGGCAGUGCCGGGUUGGGGCGCCGGAGCCAGUGGCGCCCAAGCCGGAGGCCGUGGCUCAUGGGCAGGAUGGGAGUGUGCUCGGCUGCGGCAGCCUGCUUGCUGGGGUGCCGCCUCGGACACUGCGCUCCGGCCCUCCCCUGCCCUCCCCUGCCCUGCCCUCCCCUCCCCUGCCCUCCCCUGCCCUGCCCUCCCCUCCCCGGCCUUCCCCUGCAGUCCCCCGCUGUGCUCCAGGAGCCCUGAGUAGGAGGAGGUCCCUGGGCAGCAGCUGCAGGGUCCAUGCCGGCACCCUGACUGAGCUUUGGGGGAGAGGAGCAGCCUGACCUCCCCUGGCUGUGCCAGCUCCUCGGCACUCAGCCCCACACAGACCCUCCAAACCCCAGUGGCUUUCUGUUGUCCCCCCCCAUCCGCACAUGCUAGCUCCUGGGAGGGAAGCUGCCCUCCACGGGCGUGGCCUGCUGCGCUCAGCCCCGGUGCUGCUCCCCAGGACUCGCUCCCAACCCCCCAGCAUGCCAGCGAAGCUGCUGGAGCUCCGGAGGUUGCCCCAGCUUGGGUGAUCAUUUUGCUUUGUGUAUCUCUCCCCCCCCCCCCCCCCCCCCCCGUGCAUGGAGGAAGGGUGGCAGCCUGUCCCCCAGCGGCUCUCCUCCCCACCGCACAUCUCCUUCAGGCCCAGCAGGUGGGCUGGGGCCCCUGGUGGGUGCACACUGGCUGCUGCGGCCACCGGCUGAGCUCAGGAGCAGAGGCUUGGUGCAGGGAGCUCCAAAGUGAAGUGCGGUCCCGGCAGACACACCCGGAGCCCGGAGCAGCGCGGCCCCUAGCCGCGGAUUCACGUGUCCCUGUCUGACCUGCAGGGACCAGUACAGUGCUGUCUCUCGCUCUCCCCGUCCCUCCCCACAAUGUCAGAAAGGUGGCCAAGAACAGCGGAACCUGCCCCCCCUCAGGUGUAUUGCACUUUAUCUAGAAAGAUCCACCCAGCCAGGCUCCUCCCCGCCUUGCUCUGGAUGCACAGCACACAUGGAAAGAAGGGCGCCCGGCUCUGGCGGUGGGGCCUGCCCUGGGAGCUGAGGCCCGAGGGUGGACACGGGGGGAGAGAGAGAAGGUGCCCUCCCUUAGGGCCUGCUGUGGGAGGGGCCGGAGCAGGGCUGGGUGGUCUUGAAAUGGACGAGCCCAACGUUUGGCCCCCCCAGGGAGUUGAGGGGGGACCCGGUGGUCUGAGCCCCCGGCCACGCCCGGAGCACCCGUGACGGGGGCCGCUCCCCACCCUGUGCCCCCACCCUCGGACUGUUUACAGCAAGCCCCUCGGCCACCACGCCAGGACUUGGGAGUCACGUGGCUGCAUAACCUCGUGUCCUGUAAGUCACGCUCUAAAAUUCCAUUUCCAGGUUGAGAAAGUGUCAGGGCAGAAGGUCUCUGAGCGGCUGGCACUAAACCUGUCUCCUGCCAGAAAAAACACGCAUCCAGCGCUCCCUGGGCUCCAGGGCGGGACCUGAAAUAAACGAUCUUUCAAAAGCCA
Dipodomys spectabilis (banner-tailed kangaroo rat) is the source of this 4028-nucleotide messenger RNA. RefSeq names its product KIAA0513 ortholog. The record is from RefSeq and is a predicted model, not a curated record. The transcript has 12 exons. The coding region runs from base 208 to 1401 and encodes 397 amino acids. NCBI's taxonomy places the organism in Eukaryota, Metazoa, Chordata, Mammalia, Rodentia, Heteromyidae.